AUGUCAUCUUAUUUGAAAAACUACAAAGUCAUUGCCAAAGAUGAUCUGCCCGCAGUAUGUGCGUUCGGGAUCACGUUCACAGCUGUGACUUUGAAUGCUCCAAUGCACAUUCGUUACUUACUUCAGAAGCUCUCCCAGGGUUACGACAUUCGAGUUGUCCGUCAGAAAGUAUCGAGUUUGCAAUCUGCUUUCAUAAGCCGAGAAACCAGCCUGGUAUUCAACUGCACCGGAAACGCUGCUCGGUGUUUGCCUGGUGUGGAAGAUCCAAAAUGCUUCCCUACCAGAGGCCAAGUUAUAUUGGCUAAAGCCGGCCAAAUUUCUUGCAGCGUUAUGAGACAUGGCAGAGACUAUGAAACUUAUGUCAUACCUCGACCUGGAUCCAACGGGAACGUCAUUUUGGGCGGCUUCAUGCAGAAAGGUGUCAGUACUGGAGAUACGUUCAGUGAGGAAACAGAGUCUAUCCUCGAGCGCACCAAAUCAAUGCUUGCCGAUCUCGAUUCACCCGAUACAGAAGUCCUAGCUGUUUUCUCGGGGAUCCGGCCAUCAAGAGAAGGAGGCGCUCGUGUUUCAUUGGAAGAAAUUGACAUCAGUAAAACACAGCAAAAGGGACUUGUCGUUCAAAAUUACGGUGCCGGAGGGACUGGCUUCCAAGCUGGCCAUGGGAUGGCAACUGAUGCAGUUAUGUUAGCUGAGGGGGUAUUACAGAACAUUUUGUCAGGGCAUGAAAAGUUUCGUCCACUACUGUGA
Messenger RNA from Penicillium canariense, 747 nucleotides. RefSeq names its product FAD-dependent oxidoreductase. Bases 1 to 747 code for a protein of 248 amino acids. Gene Ontology annotation, molecular function: FAD binding; D-amino-acid oxidase activity. NCBI's taxonomy places the organism in Eukaryota, Fungi, Ascomycota, Eurotiomycetes, Eurotiales, Aspergillaceae. The record is from RefSeq and is a predicted model, not a curated record. The transcript has 3 exons.